Messenger RNA from Drosophila arizonae, 2515 nucleotides. RefSeq names its product solute carrier family 41 member 2. Gene Ontology annotation, cellular component: plasma membrane. NCBI's taxonomy places the organism in Eukaryota, Metazoa, Arthropoda, Insecta, Diptera, Drosophilidae. Gene Ontology annotation, biological process: monoatomic cation transport. The record is from RefSeq and is a predicted model, not a curated record. Gene Ontology annotation, molecular function: monoatomic cation transmembrane transporter activity.
UUAUAUAUUUAUAUAUAGUUUGGUUUUAGUUUCAAUUGUAGUUAAACUUAAUGCAUUUCCAUUGCGCAACUGCAAAUACUCACAGCAGCAAUAUAAAUAAUUUUGCGCACGCUUAAAGCCCGAGCAAUACAAACACACACACACACACAGAGACACAUACACACACACGCACACACAUAUACAAAUGCAAAAAUGUCGCUACCUAACGAACAUCAGACAACGCACGUGCAACACAAUCAAAACACAACACCAACACCAACUACACCAACAACAGGCAAUACAGACUCUAGCACAGACAACAACCACACAGCAUCACCCAGUGUGCCCAAUGAGCUGAAGCAGAGACAGAAACCAAUGCUCUCGCCGCUGAAUGUGCGACGGCUAUCCUCGUAUGCGGCGCACAAUGUGGCCGCUGAGUUUGGUGACGAUGAGGGCGUGGCGCCGGCGCCGCCUCUAUCCACAACCAUCAAUAUGAAUGCGCUUAGCAAUAACAACAACAACAACACCAACAAUAACAACAACUACAAUAACAACAACAACAACAACAACAACACAUCAUCAACAACGUCCUCAUCAUAUGCCACGCCCCCAACAUACCAACAGCAAUUGUCGACAAUGACAACAACAACGCCGCUCGAUUCGGUUAACGAUGAUAAAUAUAAAUUAUUUACCAUCUACAAUGGAAACGACCCCGACAAUGAGAAGUUGUCCGGCCUUCCACAUUCAACAACUGGUUCACUAAGCUCAAUCAUCACGACGUCCAUAGCAUCCUCCGAACCGGAUCCAGGUGCGGCGGGCGGCGGCGGCAGCGGCGGUGGAGCUGGAGGUGGCGGCGGCGGCGGCGGAGGCAUCGGCUCCGCUGUCCUAGCCGCAGACGCAUCCAGCAUUGCCGGCAUCAAUGGCAGCUCCGAGGAGAAGUUGGCCCUCAAUCGGCCCGGCAUCAAGCAAGAGAAAUGGACAACGAUACUGCUGCAGGUCUCCAUACCGUUCUUCCUGGCCGGCAUCGGCACCAUCGGAGCGGGCAUUGUACUGGGACGCGUCGAGAAAUGGUAUGUCUUCAAGAACGUCAGCGAGCUGUUUAUCUUGGUGCCGGCGCUGCUUGGCCUGAAGGGCAAUCUGGACAUGUGCCUCGCCUCGCGUCUCUCCACGCAGGUGAAUCUGGGCAACAUGACGGCCCGGUCGGAGUGGGUGCGCCUGAUUGUGGGGAACAUAGCGCUCGUGCAGGUCCAGGCAACGGUCGCCUCCUUUCUGGUGGCCAUGUUUGCGACCAGUGUGGGCGCGGCGAUGACGGGCAACUUCUACUUUGAGAAUGUGAUGCUGCUGACCGCCUCGGCCAUGUUUACGGCCACCUCAUCGUGCUUUGUGCUGGAUUUUGUGCUUGUCGCUGUGAUUCUGUUCUCGCAGAAGUAUCACCUGAAUCCGGACAAUCUGGCUACGCCGCUGGCCGCCUCCAUCGGCGAUGUUGUCUCCAUCAGUCUGCUGUCGUUCAUUGCCUCGCUGCUCUAUGAGAAUAUAAAGACCCAUCUCUGGAUCACUUUCAUUGUGGUUACCUGUUACCUGGUGCUGCUGCCCAUGUGGGUUGUCAUCGUGCUGAAGAACGAGUACACGCGGCCGGUGCUAAAGAGCGGUUGGGUUCCAGUGCUCUCAGCGCUCUGCAUCAGCGGACUCGGCGGUCUCGUGCUGGACGCUGCUGUGGAGGUGUUCAAUGGAUUUGUGGUCUUUCAGCCAAUUAUUAAUGGUAUUGGCGGCAAUCUGGUGUCCGUGCAGGCUAGCAAAAUAUCAACGAUGUUGCAUCAAAGUUCAAUUAUUGGCAUAAUACCACCGCACACGAAAAUUGUCGAAUGGCCCUGGCGAGCGCUGUUCAAGGGCGUGCCCUAUGCCAAAACGGCUCGCAUUCUCAUUGCCAUGUCCAUACCUGGCAAUAUAUUGUUCAUCUUUGCGGCCGAUUAUAUAAACAUGAGCGCGACGACUGUGACGUGGGUAUUUGUGCUCUCCUAUCUGGUAGCCAGUUUGCUUCAGGUAAUGUUGCUGUUGUAUAUUGCGCACAUCAUUGUGCAUGCGAUGUGGAAGUGGAAGAUCGAUCCGGAUAACUCGGCUAUUCCCUAUCUGACGGCGCUGGGCGAUCUGUUGGGUAGCAGUUUGUUGGCUGUGGCUUGGCUCUUUACGAUGUCUGUGAACCAACAAUACGGCUCCAAUUUGGAUACACUGAAUGCGCCCAACUAGCGGCGCACACACACACACACACACACACACACACACACACACACACACACCCAACAAAACACAACACACACCACCCAACGCACACACAAAAGUAAAAGCCUAUAUAAUUUAGCUGUGGGGGCGUAGCAUCGUUUUCGAUUAGCUCGCCCAGUUUCUUAGUUAGCACGCAAUAAGAUAAUGCAAAUUCAAAACGAUACGAAAUUGCAGCAACAUAAUACAAAGAACUGUAAUGUACCUAAAUUUUAACAUAGAAACUGAAACCGUAUAUAUACAUGUGUGUAUGUUGUAUACA